Messenger RNA from Prorocentrum cordatum, 637 nucleotides. The record is from the annotation of a GenBank genome assembly. NCBI's taxonomy places the organism in Eukaryota, Dinophyceae, Prorocentrales, Prorocentraceae.
UGGGCUCAAGCCAUUUUGUUUCGAGCCAUUAUGACCCAAGUCAUUUUUAGCUCAUGCUGUGAUGCCUUGUCUUCUCGGAUGCAGGACAUCGGUCGAGGGUCUGGAGAAGGCGCUAUCUCCCUCGAAACGUCGAUCAAGAACUGCGGUCGGACAAAGCAAUGGAGCGCAGCACUGCGAUUGCUCCGCGAAGGAAUUCGAUUAGGUGUGCAACUCGCACCAAGCCACUACAUUGCAACUGUCAGCACAUGCAGAAAAGGCGGGCAAUGGCAACACGCGCUGUCAGUACUGAGCGAGAUGUGGGGGGCGAAGCUGGAGCCCAACGUCAUCUUCAGCUACAAUGCUGGGAUCAGCGCGUGCGAGAAGGGCGAGCAGUGGCAGCGAGCGCUGGCGCUGCUGAGCGAGAUGCGGGAGGUGAGGUUGGAGCCCGACGUCAUCAGCUACAACGCGGGGAUCAGCGCGUGCGAGAAGGGCGAGCAGUGGCAGCGGGCGCUUGCGCUGCUGAGCGAGAUGCGGGAGGCGAAGCUGGAGCCCAACGUCAUCAGCUACAACGCUGGGAUCAGUGCGUGCGAGAAGGGCAAGAAGUGGCAGCCCGCCCUGGCGCUGCUGAGCGAGAUGUGGGAGGCGAAGCUGGAGCCCG